CGGUCACAACUCAAACCACGAUGGCGCACCAAGGCGAAGACAAGAGCAUGAUGGAAAAGAUGAAGGAGAAGGUUCAGUCUGGCAUGGACAAAGUCAAGAGCACGUUCACGGGCCACGACGACAAGGAGUUUCCCUCGCGAAGCGGCUACGAAGGCAACACGGCAGCCAUGCCGACGUAUGCGUCCAAGACUGGGUUCGGUCGAGACGAGCCGUCGGAUGCCUCGCAAUAUAAAGCGGCAGCUCAGCAGAGCGCUGCUGACACCCGCGACACGAUGAAGGACAAGGGGCAGUACGCUCAGGACAAAGGCUCCGAGUACUACCAGUCGGCCAAAGACAAGGCCGAAGAUGCGCGCGACACGAUGAAGGACAAGAGCCAAGAGGCCAAAGACAAGACCUCGGACUACAUGGAGUCUGCGAAGGACAAGAUGGCGGAUGCACGCGAUGCGAUGAAGGACAAGACGGAGCAGACGAAGGACAAGGGCUCGGAGUACAUGCAGUCUGCCAAGGAGAAGGCGUCCGAUGCCCGUGACAGCAUGAUGGACAAGCUUCACCAGGCCAAGGAAACCAUCAAGGAGAAGACGGGGGACGUGCAGGAUACGCUGAAGCAUUACGGCGACUCGGCCAAAGAUAAGGGCAAGGAACUUCACGAACGCCAUAUGGGCGAUUCCACCAAGGCCGAGUAUGUCUCCAAGGAUCAAACGGGAGGACAGCGCGGUAGCUAUGCUUAA
Messenger RNA from Aphanomyces invadans, 728 nucleotides. RefSeq lists its product as hypothetical. The transcript has 3 exons. The record is from RefSeq and is a predicted model, not a curated record. Bases 21 to 728 code for a protein of 235 amino acids. NCBI's taxonomy places the organism in Eukaryota, Oomycota, Saprolegniomycetes, Saprolegniales, Verrucalvaceae.